Geodia barretti is the source of this 1662-nucleotide messenger RNA. The record is from the annotation of a GenBank genome assembly. NCBI's taxonomy places the organism in Eukaryota, Metazoa, Porifera, Demospongiae, Tetractinellida, Geodiidae.
AUGUCCACUAACAAACAGGAAUGGCAGGACUCCACCCUCUCCCGCGUCACCGGACGCUUCCCGGAACGCCGCGACGCUUUCGUCACCGAUUCGGGUCUUCCCCUCGAUACCGUUUACACCCCGGAGGACGAAGUCUCCGCCGGCGUAGGCCACGCCGACGCCAUCGGCUACCCCGGCGAAUUCCCCUACACCCGUGGCGUCCAGCCCAAUAUGUACCGUGGCCGCGUUUGGACCAUGCGCCAGUACGCCGGCUACGCCACCGCCGCGGCAACCAACGAGCGCUACCGCUACCUCCUUGAAAACGGCCAAACCGGCCUCUCCGUCGCUUUCGACCUGCCCACCCAGAUCGGCUACGACAGCGACCACCCUUUGGCCGAAGGCGAGGUCGGCAAGGUCGGCGUGCCCAUCUGUUCCCUCGCCGAUAUGGAGACCCUGUUCGACGGCAUACCCCUCGAUAAGGUCAGCACCUCCAUGACCAUCAACGCCACCGCCGCCGUCCUGCUCUGCCUCUACAUCGCGGCCGGCAAGAAGCAGGGCGUCACCCCCGAUCAGCUGAGCGGAACCCUCCAGAAUGACAUCCUCAAGGAGUACAUCGCCCGCGGCACCUAUGCCUACCCUCCCCGCCCGUCAAUGCGCCUCGUCGUCGACGUGUUCCGCUACUGCGCCGAGAACGUGCCCCGGUGGAACACCAUCAGCAUCAGCGGAUACCACAUGCGCGAGGCCGGCGCCACCGCGUCCCAGGAGUUGGCCUUUACCUUCGCCAACGCCAUCGCCUACGUGCAGGCCGCGGUCGACGCCGGCCUCCCGGUCGACGACUUCGCCCCCCGUCUGUCGUUCUUCUUCGUCGCCCAGAACAAUCUCUUCGAAGAGGUCGCCAAGUUCCGCGCCGCCCGCCGUCUCUGGGCCAACAUCAUGCGCGACCGCUUCGGCGCCAAAGACCCCCGCUCCAUGAUGCUGCGCUUCCACACCCAGACCGCUGGCGUGACCCUCACCGCCCAGCAGCCGGACAACAACGUCAUCCGCAGCACCGUCCAGGCUCUCGCCGCCGUCCUCGGAGGCACCCAGUCCCUCCACGUCAACUCCCGCGACGAAGCCCUGAGCCUGCCCACCGAGGAGUCCGCGCAGCUCUCCCUCCGCACCCAGCAGAUCCUCGCCCACGAGAGCGGCGCCGCCGACGUGGUGGACCCUCUCGGCGGCUCCUGGUACAUCGAAAACCUCACCGACCGCCUCGAGGCCUCCACCCUCGACUACAUCCAGCGCAUCGAUCAGAUGGGCGGCGCCGUCGCCGCCAUUGAGGACGGCUUCCAGGUCCGGGAAAUCGGCGACGCCGCCUUCCGUCACCAGCGCGAGGUCGACUCCAACGACCGCGUCGUCGUCGGCGUGAACCAGUACGUCACCGAAGCUCCCCCGAUAUCCGGCCUCCUACGCGUCGACGCCACCGCCGCCGCCGAACAGGUUGAACGCCUGCGGACCCUGCGCCGCGAACGGGACAACAUGGCCGUCCAGAUCAGCCUUGCCCGCCUCGCCGACGCCGCCCGUUCCACCGGCGCCAACACCAUCCCGCUGAUGAUGGAGUGCGUCGAGCGAUACGCCACCCUCGGCGAAAUCUGCGACGUGCUCCGCCAAGUGUUCGGUGAAUACGAGCCCGUCGGGGGCUUGUGA